AUAGGACGCAGUUUUGUUGGCAGGUGGCGCCGGUGCCGAAAGCGCCGGCGCUCCUGAGCCGCCUCCCGCCAUGGGCAGCGCCGAGAGCCGCGAGGGCCGCAGGGCGUCUUUCGGGAUGGACGAGGAGGAGCGGGUCCGGGUGCUGCAGGGCAUCCGGCUGUCUGAAAACGUGGUCAACCGCAUGAAGGAGCCCGGCCAGCCGUCCAGAGUCGGGCCGCCGGCCCCUCCAGCUGCUGCCCUUGGCUCCUCCGGAGGCCGGGAGAAAGACUCGAAACCACCCAGGCCGGACUGCAGCAGUGGCCGGGGGCCUCCGCGGGUGCAGGUGGACCCCCUUGAGAGGUGUGACUGGGAGCAGCCUGUGCUCCAGGACGAGCUGGUCCGUGUGGCCACAGCAGACAGACAGGCAGCUGUGAAGCCCCGGGGCGUGACGCUGCGGUGCGGGGAGGGCGGCGUGGACCAGGAGCAGCAGCGGUUGGCCCAGCGGGCCAGGGAGCUGGAGAGCCAGGAGGCGGAGCUGAGACGCCGAGACGCCUUCUACAAGGAGCAGCUGGGGCGCCUGGAGAGGCAGAACCUCGAGGCGUACAGGCUGUCGUCUCAGCAGUUCCACGAGGCAGCCACGAAGAUUGAGGGCACCAUCAAGCCACGCAGGGUGGAGCCCGUGUGCUCCGGGCUGCAGGCCCAGAUCCUGCACUGCUACCGCGCCCGCCUGCAGGAGGUGCUGCUCUGCGCCGACCUGGUGAGGGCUUACCAGCAUUGCGUCAGCUCUGCACACAAGGGCUGAUGGAGCCUCGCCCCGGGCCCGCCGUGACGUGGAGCCUGAAGCCUGGACCUGCUGUGAGGCCACUGUCCAGACCCUGGCUGCCCCUGCGCUGGAGAAGGCAUGUGUGUGCCCUGCUCACAGACAAAUAAAGCAGACGUCCUGUGCCUGGUGGUC
Molecule: messenger RNA, 934 nt
Organism: Capra hircus (goat)
Lineage: Eukaryota; Metazoa; Chordata; Mammalia; Artiodactyla; Bovidae
Gene: CHCHD6
Product: coiled-coil-helix-coiled-coil-helix domain containing 6
Exons: 8
Coding region: 71-781 (236 amino acids)
Biological process (GO): DNA damage response; cristae formation
Cellular component (GO): mitochondrion; MICOS complex
Source: RefSeq, a predicted model, not a curated record